Molecule: messenger RNA, 532 nt
Organism: Trichomonas vaginalis G3
Lineage: Eukaryota; Parabasalia; Trichomonadida; Trichomonadidae
Exons: 1
Source: RefSeq, a predicted model, not a curated record
AUGACAGAAAUAGCAAAUCUUCUACAGGUUCCAUUAAAACAAGGAACAAACAAAAAGGGUGCAUAUAAUAGAACUAUGAAAGUUCCAGACGGAAUGAAAGAAUUAGUUCAUUGUGUUGCCGGUCUUCAAAAGGAUGUUAAACAAAUGAGAAACGUUUUAACAUUACCAGAAGCUCAAGCAUAUGCCAAACGUCACGGACCAAAUUGGGAAGCACACGAAGCAGACAUUACGGGUCCAAAUGGAAAACCUGAUGGAAUAAAUGAAGUUUUCGUUACUGAUGGUCAAGGAAAUAUUAAAGUCAUAAAUGGGUAUAAAUUAACAAUGACGGAUUAUCCUAAACGUAAAGCAUAUAAUGAACAUUAUCCUAUGCAAUUUGAUGAAAAUGGAAAAGCUGUUAAACAAUACAUUGGAGAAGGUGAAAAUGGUCCAAUUAAUUCAUACCGUCAUAAUCCAUAUUCUUACUUCAAUGAAGAAUUAAAUGCUAUUGAAGAGGGACCGGAUGGAUUACCACGAUAUUCUAACCAGUUUGAUG